Cladocopium goreaui is the source of this 1389-nucleotide messenger RNA. The record is from the annotation of a GenBank genome assembly. NCBI's taxonomy places the organism in Eukaryota, Dinophyceae, Suessiales, Symbiodiniaceae.
AUGGGACGGGUGCUGCUAGCUCCCCAGUUUCUGCGAGUGCGAUUUGGGCGCUGUGUGCGCCUAGGUGCCUGCGCUGCAUUACCACCAUAUCUUGGUGUGAGACCCAGAGGCGUGUUUUGGUUGGUACGGCCUGCCUCAACUUGGGCAAGUCCAGCCGCAGGUCAAAGAUGGCCCAGUGCAGAGAGGCUCCAAAAGCUCGGCAGCAGUCUGUCGCUGGAAGUGAGUCCGGAGGACCGAGGCGGCAGAAAAGUGUGUCAACUUCUUUCCAGAGAGCAUUUUCCGCCAAAGAGUUGCGUUUUUGUGAACAUGGUGAAGACGACAUCGGAGCACUUUAGCAAUGUAGCGGAGACCACUGGCGCCUUGUCGGCUGCAGGAUUUGAUCCCAUUCCGCACCUGCCCAUUUCUCGACUUUCCACUGUCGAAGACUUUCACUUGACCUUGAAGAUGCUCACCCAGGCCGGUGCCAAGCAUCUGCUCCUGGUGGGAGGCAAUGACCUUCCACAGCGCCUUGAGCGCAAUGAGCUCCACUAUCGUAGUGUGGCUGACCUGCUGAAGGCCGAGAUCGAAACCAUCAAGUCAGAGGGAAUCCAAAGUGUUUCCCUCGCUGGCUUGCCAGAUAGCCCUCAAUGGCGUGGCUGGAGUGAAAAGGCUGCUACGAAGGUUCUUGUCGACAAAGCGCGACUGGUCCUUCAGGCUGGUUUGAAGGUAGUGGUGGCCACUCAAUUCUGCUUCAAUCCCCGGCACUUGCUGCAAUGGCUUCGGGAUGCCACUGCUGCUUUGGAGGAGCUGCAAAAGGAGUUGGGCGUAGCUCACCGAGUGAGCUUUCGCAUCGGCGUCCCGGGACCGACUCGACUUCGGAAGUUGCGACGCAUCGCAGACAUCUGUCAGGUGCCUCGUGACUUCUUGCAUCCCAGCAUGUUCGACAUGGCCCUACAAGGAGCCACUAGAGUGAGUCCCCGGGACCUGGAACAUUCCUUUGACUCUCUUGGCCUUGGGAGAACACAGAGAUCCGCUACUCCAGAACUUAGGGCCGCGCUCUUUUUGGAGACCUGUGGAGCCGAUGGGCUGCUCGGCCGCCCCGAGCUGGCGGAGCUCCUCUGCCGCGACGUCCAGGCGGAGCUGGAAGCAGCGGCGCGCCCGGCGGCGACGGACGCGGCGGACGCUGCGGCGGCCUCCGGGCCGUCAGCCUUCGUGGCGCACGAGGAAGAGGCAGCCGAGGAUGCACUGCUUCCAGAGGAUAUCUUGUGGACGGCCGUCGCCGCACAGACCGGAGCCUCCGUCGACAUCGGCGUGAAUCUCUACCCUUUCGGUGGCUUGGCGGACAGCUUAUCCCUCGCCAGAGCCUUGAGGGAAGGUAAGACUCCUGGUAGCCUGACUGAAGCUGCUUGA